AUGCCUACCUUCGUCUUGGGCGGCAUCUGCUUAACCAUUUCCGGUCUCCUCGGACUACCUCUUCGCCGAAUUUCGGCAUGGGAAAACAAACGUACUUUAGGCAAGCUUGGCAAAGUGUCGCCAUCCCCACUCUUGGAGCCGGUCAACCUUGAAGAGGCCAAGAAUCCACUAGGCACAAGGUGUCUUUGCUGCCCCUGUCUGCAAAAUUUGUCGUGGUGUGCCAGGCGGGAAGAGACCAACUUGUAUUACGAUGAAGCUGGCGAGGCAAGAGAAGUGGGAAAGGAUGGGGCCGGCUAUGACGAUUACGAGACGGAAUAUUUGCAUGGCAAAAACCGGGACAUGAUCUACGGCAAUUCUGGCAAACCAAAUGGUCACCACGCGGACAGAACAGCAGCCCAGCUGGCCGAAGAACUAAUGCCACUUCGACCGGUAGAGUCGACUCUGCGAGAAAAUACCUCUUUUGGGCAGAAUUUUUCCGGCGUCAAGCAGUCAGACAAUCGUCCUCUCAAUCGUAUCGGUAGGGUCUUGUCGAAGCCAGGCGACAACCAGGAAAUUCUCAAUUAG
Protopolystoma xenopodis is the source of this 564-nucleotide messenger RNA. Lineage: Eukaryota; Metazoa; Platyhelminthes; Monogenea; Polystomatidea; Polystomatidae. The record is from the annotation of a GenBank genome assembly.